AUGCACAGCAAAGGGCCAUCCGCCAACAAAAAGGCCGGCGAAACCGCCGGAGAAGGCACGGAGAAUAUUGAAAUGGCGACUCUCUUUUGUGGAAACAGCGGAGGCAUCGAUAUCUCGAUUUCACAAGAGCAAGCAUCGACUGGCGGGGGAAGUGGGACCCACAAGAGGUUGUACGCGUGCAGUGUGUGCGGAAGGAGCUUUAAGAGCUACCAGGCCCUUGGGGGCCACAGAUCGCAUCACGUCAAGAUGGAGAAGAUUAGGUCGUCGUCCGUGGACGAUGAUGGUGGGGUGUCCGUGGGUGUUGCAUCUUAUAGUUGGGCGAUUGUGCCGUAUGUGGGGAUCGCAAUUUUUGAUCAGGUACAGUCAGCAGGUGAGGUGCCCGGUGACCACGAGCAAGAGGAGGAGCGUGCACUGGUUUUGGGGAUUGAUCUUAACGAGCGGCCGCCUGAAUGGAUCGAAUGA
Messenger RNA from Striga asiatica, 462 nucleotides. Lineage: Eukaryota; Viridiplantae; Streptophyta; Magnoliopsida; Lamiales; Orobanchaceae. The record is from the annotation of a GenBank genome assembly.